AUAACGCAUUCAGUCUAUGUUCGCAGACUAGGCAGCGCGGCUGGGAAACAUGAGUGACGCUGUUUAUUCAGGUUCUGGGGUAGAGCCAUCAUCAGGGUAAAUAGAAGAGAGGCGAGCGUGGUUCGUGCGGUUUCAGAUCAGUCUGACUGACAGCGAUGUGAAAUGGGAACGGUCGUGAGGACAGGAGCUGGACUUCUUCUCGCUCUUAUCGCUUUACUGCUGUGACCGGAUCUUUCUGACCAAAGCCAGGUGAAGUCAACGUGUUUCUGCUUUGUUUGCUAAUGUUGAUUGGGAGAUGAAGCAGGGUCGGCCUUCCAUUCAUUAUACAGAACAGGCAGUGGCCCCGGAGCGCGCAGAAAGAUGAACACCAUCGUUUUCAAUAAAUUUGCCAACCAGGUUCUUUUCGAAGAAAAGGCAAAUGAGGUGGAGAGGAACAGCAGAACGUACAUCGAAGUGAUGGAGGAACAGCACCGGGAGCUAAUGAUGCCGGACAGCCCGUCUAGCAGAAGUCAACGGGGUCUGCGGCACAGGAGGUCAGGCUCUCGGCAGGGCGGUGGAAAAGUCAGGCACAAACGACAAGCUCUUCAGGAUAUGGCUCGACCCUUGAAACAAUGGCUCUACAAACACCGAGACAACCCCUACCCGACCAAAACGGAAAAGAUUCUGUUGGCCCUUGGAUCCCAGAUGACCCUGGUACAAGUUUCCAACUGGUUUGCAAAUGCUAGGCGUCGCCUGAAGAAUACUGUUAGACAACCAGAUUUGAGCUGGGCCUUACGCAUAAAGUUAUACAACAAGUACGUCCAGGGCAACGCAGAACGCCUCAGCAUUAGCAGUGAUGACACAUGUUCGGAAGAUGCAGAACAUCCACCCAGGAACACUGCAGUUGGCGAAUUCCACAAACCCCUUCAGGCUGCGAUUAAAAAGGAAAGUCCCAUUCUGAAGGCAGUUGGCAGGGCAGGCACACUAAUCAAUGAAGAUUAUGUGUCCCCACCAAAGUACAAGAGCAGCUUAUUACAUCGUUACUUGAAUGACUCGUUAAGGCAUGUCAUGGCAUCAAACGCCGCUAUGCAAGCUGCCGACAGGAAAAGAAACCAUUCCGGCUCCUUCAGCUCCAAUGAAUAUGAAGAAGAAUUAGCUUCGCCAUCAUCAUCUGAAGCAGACGGGAACUUUGUGUAUCGUACUGAAACAGUGGAACACGGACCGAACCGAUUAACCAGUUAUCCAAAGAAAAAAGAAACUUCCAAAGAUGAAACCUACUGGAAGGAAAUUAACGCUGCCAUGGCCUUAACAAAUCUGGCACAGGCUAAAGGCAAAAUACAAGGAACAACCAGCUGUAUCAUUCAGAAGUCUUCGCAUAUUUCCGAAAUAAAGACUUUGAAAAUUUCACCGUGUAAACCAUUUUAAAAAAAGGUUUAUGUAACAAGACUUUUCAGAAGCAAAAGCAUUCCAUGUAUGUAUAUUAAACAAGUGCUGCAAUCAAAUGCUGACUCCUGGCUCUUGAGGCCAGUUUAGAAUAAAUCUUUUUUGAUCUAAUCUUAUGUUUAUUAAUAUAUUUAGGAUCUUGCAGCAGUUUUAAAUCUUUGUAAUUGCACACAUUUCUGCUGUUGUUGGCCAGCUUAUUAUUUUUUAAAUCAAGAACUGACUGUAAAUUGUUAAAACGGUACAAUUUCUAUCAAAGUAUUAACUUAUUUUAUAUUACUCAAAUUAAUCUUUGACAUCUCAUGUUGAUGUUGUCGGCAUGAAUAUAAAGUAAUAUAAAUAAUAUAUCAAUAAGCUACAAGUUGCACACUGAAGCAUUUCUAUCGCAGUGAAAUUGUACUUUUGUAUAACAAGAUCAGUUCCAUAUUGUAAAGCUCAAUUUUUGACAAACAAAGCAAAAAAGUCGACAACAGAGGAAUGUACAUUGUGGUCCUGAAAAAAAAA
Messenger RNA from Amblyraja radiata (thorny skate), 1923 nucleotides. RefSeq names its product mohawk homeobox a (gene mkxa). Gene Ontology annotation, biological process: regulation of transcription by RNA polymerase II; muscle organ development; cell development. Gene Ontology annotation, molecular function: RNA polymerase II cis-regulatory region sequence-specific DNA binding; DNA-binding transcription factor activity, RNA polymerase II-specific. The transcript has 7 exons. Bases 361 to 1404 code for a protein of 347 amino acids. The record is from RefSeq and is a predicted model, not a curated record. Lineage: Eukaryota; Metazoa; Chordata; Chondrichthyes; Rajiformes; Rajidae. Gene Ontology annotation, cellular component: nucleus.